GCUGGAAGAUAACUGUAGUGAAGUCCCCAAAGCAAAAGAUCUUCAUGAGACUCUCUAUGUCUUAAAGACCUCCUCUCUCUCUAUUUCCCUCUUUCUCUCCCCACAGAGAAAACCCAUCAACUAUAUACUACUUUCAGAGAUAAAAAAAACUUUGUUGUCUCGAAAUGAUAAAGAGAGGCUCUUAAUUUAUUCAAUCUUCCACAACAUCUACUAUCAAUCUCUCCAAGCAAUGAAAACAUUCUUACUCUUUCUUGGAUCUCUUUGGGGUAUGUUGUGCGUGUGAUGUGGAUUAUCACUUUGGGAAAGAAAUGUCAGGAUUCUUCUAUUUAGGAGGGAGAGACAACAUCAACAACAAGCAAGAUCAUCAUCAACAAGACAAGAGCAAUUACCUUUAUCUUUACAAAGACGAGAUCUAUAACACCAACAAGGGUUUCGAGAUUUGGCCUCCCCAAUACUUCCAACAACAACAAGAACAGCAGCAGCAUCAUGUCACAGCUUCUACAAACUUAUACUCCUUUGGAAUGGUCCCAAGCAGCAGCAGCAACAACAAUACCAAUAACCGGAGCCGGAGUUUAUACUUCAACGUAGUCUCCGAUCAUGAGCCGGGAGGGUUCACGGUGACGAGACAAGGAGGUAUGAAUUGUCAAGAUUGUGGGAAUCAAGCCAAGAAAGAUUGUCCUCAUAUGAGAUGUAGAACAUGCUGUAAAAGCCGAGGCUUUCACUGUCAGACUCAUGUUAAGAGCACUUGGGUUCCUGCUGCUAAACGCCGUGAGCGUUUAGCUCAACUCGCUUCCUUGCAGCACCAUUCAGCCACCAGCCGUGAAACGCAGAACGCAAAAGCAAAACGCCUACGAGAAGCAAAUGGUGGUGAUAAUGAUGAUAAAGACCAUAGUGGUGGUGGUGGUUCGGCUCUUGCUACCCGUUUGGUGAAUGCUAAUUCAAAUUCAGGGUUGGAUGUGAGUCAAAACUUACCACCGGAAGUUAGCUCACCGGCGGUUUUUCGAUGCGUUCGAGUGAGCUCGAUAGAGGAUGAUGAAGAUGAACAAGAAUAUGCUUAUCAAACGGCUGUGAACAUAGGAGGACAUGUCUUCAAAGGCAUUCUUUACGACCAAGGACCAGAUCAAGAUCACCAUCACCAACUUGACCUCCUUGCCUCCACUGCCACAACCACCAAUGCCGAAGAGAUAGCUGCUAAAACGGCGGUUACUGUCGCCGCAAACAAUAACAAUGGGUUAAUGAUGGAUCCUUCGUCGCUUUAUCCGGCUCAACUGAACUCCUUCAUCGCUGGUACGCCAUUCUUCACACCUCCGAGGUCUUGAGACUAGAUUCAGACUCAGUUACUGAACAUUACUUCAUCUUUACAAUGUUAUAAUAGUAAUAAGAUGCCUUUCUUUGUUGUUGUACUCAACUUUUUCUUUUUGAAAUUUCGUGCAAUUUGAUCAAA
Raphanus sativus (radish) is the source of this 1444-nucleotide messenger RNA. Its product is annotated as protein SHI RELATED SEQUENCE 5-like. The record is from RefSeq and is a predicted model, not a curated record. NCBI's taxonomy places the organism in Eukaryota, Viridiplantae, Streptophyta, Magnoliopsida, Brassicales, Brassicaceae. The transcript is spliced from 2 exons. Gene Ontology annotation, cellular component: nucleus. Bases 309 to 1319 code for a protein of 336 amino acids. Gene Ontology annotation, biological process: positive regulation of DNA-templated transcription. Gene Ontology annotation, molecular function: DNA binding; DNA-binding transcription factor activity.